Molecule: messenger RNA, 4787 nt
Organism: Equus caballus (horse)
Lineage: Eukaryota; Metazoa; Chordata; Mammalia; Perissodactyla; Equidae
Gene: LCLAT1
Product: lysocardiolipin acyltransferase 1
Biological process (GO): phosphatidylinositol acyl-chain remodeling
Cellular component (GO): endoplasmic reticulum; endomembrane system
Molecular function (GO): acyltransferase activity
Source: RefSeq, a predicted model, not a curated record
GCCUGCCUGGACGCAUUACUAGGGCGACGGGCCGGACGCCUCCCCGCUCCGGGAUGAAUUAGCGGCGGGUUCUGCCCGGAGGUUGUGACCCCCAAGGAUUCUCCAGGCCGCCCACGCGCCCCAGCGGCGUCGCGUGUGGUCCCCUGCUGGUCACAGGUGGGAGGCUGGAAGUGUCAGAAUCAUGGUGUCAUGGAAAGGGAUUUACUUUAUACUCACACUGUUUUGGGGAAGCUUUUUUGGAAGCAUUUUCAUGCUGGGUCCCUUUUUACCUUUGAUGUUUAUAAACCCAUCUUGGUAUCGCUGGAUCAACAACCGCCUUGUGGCAACCUGGCUCACACUUCCAGUGGCAUUGCUGGAGACCAUGUUUGGUGUAAAAGUGGUCAUAACAGGUGAUGCAUUUGUUCCUGGAGAAAGGAGUGUCAUUAUCAUGAAUCAUCGGACAAGAAUGGACUGGAUGUUCCUGUGGAAUUGUCUGAUGAGAUACAGCUACCUCAGAGUGGAGAAAAUUUGCCUCAAAGCCAGUCUCAAAAGUGUUCCUGGAUUCGGUUGGGCCAUGCAGGCUGCUGCCUAUAUCUUCAUUCAUAGGAAAUGGAAGGAUGACAAGAGCCAUUUUGAAAACGUGAUUGAUUAUUUUUGUGAUAUCCGUGAACCACUUCAACUCCUCAUAUUCCCAGAAGGGACCGAUCUCACAGAAAACAGCAAGGCUCGAAGUAAUGAUUUUGCUGAAAAAAAUGGACUUAAGAAAUAUGAAUAUGUCUUACAUCCAAGAACUACAGGCUUUACUUUCGUAGUAGACCGUCUAAGAGAAGGUAAGAACCUUGAUGCUGUCCAUGACAUCACGGUGGCAUACCCUCACAACAUUCCUCAGACAGAGAGGCACCUCCUCUGUGGGAACUUCCCCAAGGAGAUACACUUCCACGUCCACCGGUAUCCAAUAGACACCCUCCCCACAUCCAAGGAGGACCUCCAGCUCUGGUGCCACAAGCGGUGGGAGGAAAAAGAAGAGAGGCUGCGCUCCUUCUACCAAGGGGAGAAGAAUUUUUACUUUACUGGACAGACUGUAAUUCCACCUUGCAAGUCUGAGCUCAGGGUCCUUGUGGUCAAGUUUCUCUCAAUACUAUAUUGGACCCUGUUCAGCCCUGCAAUGUGCCUCCUCAUAUAUUUGUACAGUCUUGUUCGGUGGUAUUUUAUAAUCACCAUUGUCAUCUUCGUGCUGCAAGAGAGGAUAUUUGGUGGACUGGAGAUCAUCGAACUUGCAUGUUACCGUUUGUUGCACAAACAGCCACAUUUAAAUGCAAAGAAAAAUGAGUAAGAUUGUAAGGUUCACAGUGUAGAAACCUAGGGGAUAUUUUGGAAAUGUUCUAAGCCUUUGUAAACUGAGAUGCAUUUUUUGCAUGACUGUCAAAUAUUUCUUACUAUCAUCGUUAUUUGUUAAAGAUAUUUUGCACUUAGUUUUGUGGAAAAAUAUUGCUACACACACAAAUUUUUUUUUUAAAUCUCUGAAUGUAAUUUCAAUAUGCGUAGCAGGGAGCAAUUGCUGUGAAAUAACUCAGGCCAGAGGAUUAUUAAACAAUCAUCAGGCUGUUCACAGACAAGGUACACACAAGAUUUUCUUACAGGCCCAAUUCUAUUUCCUAACGAACUCCCCAGACAAGAAGCGCAUGUGGGGCUCGUGAGCGCUGGCCCAGAUCAGGUGCUGGCACUUGACUCUGAGGUGAGGGCCCUCCCUUCUGGCCCCGUCCCUCAGCUGUGUCCCCGCGCUCCUUUCUGUGCCAAACCAUUACAUCCUUAAGACCAGAAAACCGAAGCCCCUUGUCCUUGCACUGACCAAACAUUUUGAUAGAAGCCCUUCAUUAUUCAUAAAAUCUCAGCAUUUAGCCUCACACCGAUAUAGACGUCAGAAGACCACCUGUGCCGUUUUUUCACGUGGAAAAUAAGACCUGACCGUGUCUCAGGGAGCAACCACAGGCUCUCCACUUAGAAACCUUAAUUUGAAUUUUUAGAUAGGAAUUAAUACAGUUUAGUCCCUCGCUUCCACGUAAUCUUGGUUUAUUACAGCUUGUUGGCAAGGGUAGCUUUGGUGUGUUAAAAAUGAUACACAUCAAGUCACUUUUUUAAAGGAAAGCAUAGAAGAAUGUUCUGUUAUUGCAGUCAGAAACUCUCUUUUGAAGUUAUAUCUUCUGAAAUAUUUCUUUAAAACCUGCCCAAAAAAGGAAGGUUAUUGUAUUUUCUCCAAGCGCAUGGGUAUCUAACUUCUGCCAUUAAAAUGACAGCAGCAACCUCUGCAGACAGGGUAGCAAUGGUUUAUCCCAAAUUAUUCAACCCUGUAGCCUUGACAGAUUUUACUCUUAAAACCAAAUGAUAACACAAAAAUGACUCUUUUUUAAUGAUAGCAAGGGAUCUCUCUCUUUUUUAGUCCCAGCCUUCCUCUUUCAGUAGUGAAAUUUAAACCCACUUUUGACCAAUUGUUCAUGUAAAUAUUCCUGUCAUUUGGUGUCAAUGGAAAAUCUAGCAAACCAACAGCUCCAGUCUCCUUGUGAGGCAAAAGAACUGUGUGGUCAUUGUUUCCACUCUGCUGGAGCUGUGCACUGCUUUUUUUGUCAUGUAAUGGGGAUGCUGGUCAGAGCAGCAGAAAAUAUGAGGCAAUUAAAAGUCUUUAGCUGUUAGCAAACCUGUCAGCUUUACUCUUGCCUUGAACCAGCCUCAAAAGCUGUUUAUUGCUUUAUAGGCUCGUUUGGCAUGAAUGCCUUCUCCUUAAUUACAUCGCAGUUUUGCUCGACAGUGACUUUUACCCAAUAAUUGAAACAUGCAUUGCCAUGAAAGGUAAGCACAUCAUGAACUGAACUCGCCGAGCAGAUGCUUUCGGAAAGUACUGGUUGUGGCAGAACACUGUUGACACAUCACUUUUAUUGGAAGAGUACUAACUAGCGCCUCUACUGAAAUGCACCAACUAUAUUUAACUGCUCCGUCGAGGUGGCUUUGAAUCUUGCCAGGAGCUACUAAUUAGUUAUUAUGCACAUCUGCUCCAGACCCAGCUCUUUAGCUUCGUGGUUUUUAAGGGUUUUUUUUUAACCUUUUUUUCCUUAAUAAAAGAGGCUUCUAAUUUAGGUUUCUCUCAGACUUCCUUUGGUUAUAUUUGGAAACACGGAAAUAGUUUAACAAUCAGGAUUGCAUUUGUCCUGGGUAAAAGAGAAAAGCUGUGUUUCCACCCCACAGGUUUUUAUAGUGCGGCCCCUCUGCCCUUUCUCCAGCUUCUUCUGGCUCCUUGUUCAAACUCUAACUUCCAUUUAAUGGCAUAUCCUCUUUAACUCUCUGAAACCUGUAAAAGGGGAAGUCUCUUUUCUUUUUUAAAAAAAUGUUUUCUUUUGAUCAUAAAAAACGUGUUUAAGACAAAAUGCAAACUUUUUUUACUUCCCAAAAUUCCUAAGCACUAAAACUGAAGAAUAUAGACAUUGUACUUGCCUUAAGAAUUAGGAAUAACUUCAAAAAGAAGUUUUUUGGAUUUUUUGCAAUAAGGGUUCUUUUAAAAUUGUAAUUAUUUGUGUUUUCCUAUGCAUUUAUCUUUUCUCUUAUUUAAAAAAAUUUUGAAGAAAUAUGCAUGAUUUGAAACUUAGAGCUGUCUAAAAUUGGUCACAAAAUGUCAAGUAGGAAUUUCGCUUCGGCAUUGUGCUUGGAGUCAGGAAUGACCCCCUCCCCACCAUCCCGUUUCAUCACUCUGCACUCAGCAGCUGCUUGUCUCGCUGCAUCUUCUUGCUCAACACCCUCACAGUCCUUGGAAGGUCAACUCAAUGGACUUCCAAAUGUUUACAGUGCUGUAUGUCCAAUUGUUAAAUCUUUACCAUUCGGAAACACUUGAAUUAAAGCAAGUGUGGUUUAUAUGGGACAUGAACCUUCAUACUUAUAAUAUAUAUCUCCAAGGAAAGCGCUGACUAGGUCACAGCUGCUUCCACCAGACGUCCUUGAUGAAAGGAGCCAACGCAAUUGUGAAGUUCACUGGGAGAACAUGGUCAAAGACUAAGAGAAAAAUAAAUUGUUAGAGCCCAUAAUUUCAAACUCCUAAUAAAAUCCUUGCUUGUUUAGUAUACUAUUACAACGCAGAUUAGGGGAAUAUAGCUUCCACUUGAGUCACUUUGAAAUCAGUUACUUCCACAGUUCCGUGUCGGAAAUUGUACAUGGUAGCCGAGGGUGAAUUCUGCAGAGAGGAAGACAUUCCCAUCUCACCUGGACUCACCCGACCACGAUGCCCUUGUGCACUUUUAUAAUAGAGAUUCUAAUGGAGGGAGCCUGUUGGUGUUAAAUUGUUUACACUUUAUAAAAAUAACGUGUUUUCAGUGCCUUAGUUACGAUUCCCUUUCUUUUUCUUGUUCCAAGAAUUCUGCAAUGUGUUUCUUAGGGAAAAUUCUCUUUUUGCUACUCAUUGGGAGGAAAUUGGUUUAUAAACACUGGUCACUGUGGUGAACACUGCUUUGUGAUGGCACCUGGAGAAGAGGGCUUGACCCCGAGGGGGCGGUUGCCUUACAGCCGUUAUUUAUGCUGUAGAAACGAAAAUGGUCUUGUCUUGAUGAGCUUCAGAUCAGAUAUGGCUCUAAAGUUGUCUUGUACCUACUUUAAAUUCAGAAGAGAAUCUUGGUUUUGGUGAUUUAUUUUUUAAACGAUCAUUAUGUACAAAACCCAAGUUUUAAAAAUAACUCACAGAAUGGCCUUAGUUUUCAAUGUCCACUGUAUGUUUGUGAGUGGUGUUAUCUGUAAUAUACAUCCCCAAAUAAAGUGGAGUGAAUUAGAGUGUG